This is a messenger RNA of Capsaspora owczarzaki ATCC 30864, 1149 nucleotides long. RefSeq lists its product as hypothetical. The transcript has a single exon. Gene Ontology annotation, molecular function: nucleic acid binding; zinc ion binding. The record is from RefSeq and is a predicted model, not a curated record. Bases 1 to 1149 code for a protein of 382 amino acids. NCBI's taxonomy places the organism in Eukaryota, Filasterea, Ministeriida, Capsasporidae.
AUGAGCGACGCUGGCCCCUCGAACGCCAGUGGCGACACGGACACCGAUAGCAACACGUCUAUGCUCAGUCCCGAGCAAAUGGCACAGGGUAUCGAGCAAAACAAUGCCGAGAUCCUGGCUGAGAUAGACACCAGCGUCACGGCCUCCAUGAGUUUUAACGACCUGUGCAAGUUCUUCGGCGUGUCAAAGUUCGAUGGCAGCGCCGACAACCUGGAUCGUUUUGUGAGAAAUUUUUCGAAUCGUUGCAAGAUGGUCUCACUGACUGAAAAGGACAAGGUUACCGUCCUUAUUACCUGCUUGUCGGACUCGGCACUGGAGUUCAUCAUGGACGAGCUGGACGACAAACCGGGUAGCACUUCGGACGAGCUGCUGGCCGCGCUCAAGAGAAAGUUCAGCGACGAAACGACUGGAGCGCGUGCGCGCCAGCUACUGGCCGACCUGCGCUACACGGCACGCAGCGUGAAGGAGGUGGUCGAGACGGUUGAGAGGCUGAGGCGCAUUCGCGGCAUCAACAUCACCGAGGACGGCAUCAAGCAGGACUUGCUCGCAGCACUACCGCCCGUCGUGUACGCCACCCAUGCCCUCGACUGGUCCUUGGAUGAGACGCUGGCGAACAUCAAGGCCUCGAUCCUGUAUUCGAUGCAAUUCGAGCCGAAGCGCAGAAACAACGGCAACAGGGUGAGCGACAACACCCCCCUUGACAGCAGCGACAACCGCGGUCACAACAACAGCAACAGCAACAACAGCAACAACAGCAACAACGCCGGUCGCAAUGGUGGCAACUAUGCGACUUACAACAAUUCGGCUCGCGGCAACGGCAACGGUAACGGCAACCGCAACGGCAACGGCAACAGGGCAGCGCACAACAACAAGCCGGGCCCGUCGCAGCGCUCGUCCUCUUCACCAAUCACUGACAAGGAGCGCGCGGAAUGCUUGGCGAAAGGCCUCUGCUACAAGUGCAGGGAGCCGGGUCACAUUGCCAGCAGGUGCCUCACGCGCUUCUCCAAGAAGCAGCUCGCUGCCGCCCUGUUCGCGCACUGGGCUGCCAACGACGACGACGACGACGACGACGACGACGACGAGCCGCAGCAAGGCCGGCAGGGCCAAUCCCAGCAGGGAAAAGCCCAGCCCACCGCCAGGGCCAUCUGA